AUGGCCGUUGGAAGAGCUGGCGACUUACAAGAAGUCGAUGUGACCAUAGUCGGCGGUACGCUACCUCCUCGGCGCCGAGAUGAUACUUCUGUGAUGUUGGGCGUUUCGGUUUGCGUCAUCGACGGCAAGCCUCGGAGCCUCGAAUUUGGACGCGCAGAUGCCCUCAACGCCCGCACGCAACAGUACUUUGAAGCUGCCAAGCUCCUGGACGACCUGCUACCUCAGGGCCUCAAGUGCAAUACGAGUUCGACCUUUGGUGAUGGCGUUUUCAAGUCGCGACAAAACGACUGGUGGGUUGGCCUCGACCACUGCCUGCAUAAGAACUUCCUCAUGAUCGGUCAACCAGUCGUUGAGAAAAUGAUGAGCGAGAGACUGGGAGACGCGGUGCACUACGGCGAGCAGGUCGUGUCCAUUUCCGAGUGCCACAGUUUUGUCGAGGUCUCGACCAACACCGGCCGUACGGUUCGCAGCAAGUAUGCCGUCGGCGCCGAUGGAGCUCGGUCGUUUGUUCGUAAGGCUACAGGCGCAACCUUUACGGGCACGAAGCCGGAAAUGCUUUGGGCGGUGCUAGACACCUUCAUCGACACCGACUUUCCGAUUUGCCCCGAGAUCAUCACCUUUCAGCUCAACGGCCAGUCGCGCGUGUCGUGGAUUCCCCGCGAGCGUGGCCUGUGCCGGUUCUACGUCCUCCUCGACGGCGAGGUCACGCAGGCUCGGGCGGAGGAGUCGAUCAAGCAGCACAUGGCGCCGCACCAGGUAAAUUUCAAGAAGACGGAGUGGUACAGCACGUUUGAUGUCAAGGAGCGAAUUGCCUCAUCGUUCGUGUCCAAGAAUGGGGCUGGUCGCAUCCUCCUUGGUGGCGACGCAGCUCAUGUCCACUCCGUCAACGGCGGACAGGGGCUGAACACGGGCAUCGCCGACGCGUUCCAUCUCGCCUGGCGCCUGGCAUUGGUGGUUAAGAAGUCGAGCCUCACACCAGCGGCAGCGGACAGGUUGCUGGGCAGCUAUGACCUGGAACGACGGAGGACGGCCCAAGGAGUGAUCGACGUUGCGGCCGCGCUGGUCCGUGACACGGUUCACACCGCCAAACAGUAUGUCGGCACGAUUGAGAAGAAUGCGGGGUACAUUACAGGCAUGGGUGUCGCGUAUGACGAGUUUGACUCUCCCCUGGUGCACAAGUCUGAGCACGGAAUCUGGAAGGCGGGCCGCCGGUGCCCGGAUCUUUUGCUCAGGGCCGAGGGCAGAGACGGCACGACCUGGCUGUACCAAGAGACGACGUAUGGCAAGUUUCUGGUGCUACUUAUUGGCAAGCACGAAAAGGUACACCUCGGCCACGGGGAUGUCGCCGUGCCGUAUCGGAUCCGACCCGAGAAUGCAGCAGUUUCGGAAUCGGUCGUGCAAGACUUGGAAUUCAAGACGUUCACGGCCGAGUGGGCCCGAGAGGGUGAUUCCUUUGCCGUCGUUGUGCGUCCAGACAUGUACAUUGGACAUGUGGGCGAGGAUGUGGAGAGUUGCCGGGCUUACCUGGACGACCUCUUCGAGAACUAG
Molecule: messenger RNA, 1548 nt
Organism: Drechmeria coniospora
Lineage: Eukaryota; Fungi; Ascomycota; Sordariomycetes; Hypocreales; Ophiocordycipitaceae
Product: FAD binding domain containing protein
Exons: 5
Coding region: 1-1548 (515 amino acids)
Molecular function (GO): FAD binding
Source: RefSeq, a predicted model, not a curated record